UGCCAUGGUUCUGCUGCACAUGAAGUGGGGCGACAAGAGCCAGUUCCUGCUGCAGGUGCCAGGGAGCACCAAGCGGGAGGAGCUUAUGGUGCAAGUGGGCCAGGUCUAUAAUGGGCGGCUCAAGGUGCAGCGCCUCUGCUUGGAAAUGGAAGAAUUACCACAACAUGACAUAUUUCUCCCUCCUAAUAUGCAAGGACUGACCAAUGAUCAGAUUGAAGAAUUGAAAUUAAAGAAGGAAUGGGGUGAAAAAUAUGCUGCUGUUUUUUGA
Symphalangus syndactylus (siamang) is the source of this 268-nucleotide messenger RNA. Its product is annotated as cilia- and flagella-associated protein 298-like. The record is from RefSeq and is a predicted model, not a curated record. Lineage: Eukaryota; Metazoa; Chordata; Mammalia; Primates; Hylobatidae. Gene Ontology annotation, biological process: regulation of cilium movement.